AAGUUUUAACCAUUCUAACCUUUUGUGUAACGUGCAUUGGAUUAAGAGCAUCAGGCAACACUUGUGCAGUGUUUUUCCACUUUGAAUUCUGCUAGUGGUUUAGGUUCCCACCUUAACUAUCAUUCUUUGAUUAGUACUUGACUGUUUUGUGAUUGGACCUCUGAGAUGAAUACACUGAAUCUGCAAAAACUGUAAUAAGGAGCCUGUAAAGUAUGAUGAAGGAUGCAAUUAAAACAGACUGUUCUGGAGGCAUUAACCAUUUAUAAUGCUCUUAAAAGCUCCUCUAAGGUUUGGUCCAGUUUCUUAAAAUACCUUGGUGGUCAAAAGGGCUAUUUGCUGAUGCAGUAAGGACAGGUUUAGGUCAUCCCUAUUGAAAUGCGCAAAAUGGUGGUGGUGGUGGAAUCUGAUCUCAUAAGAUUCUAUUUUCAUUAAACUGAGGCUCCAUGAUUUAGAGGCUGGGACUCCCAUCAGCCACAGCCAGCAUGGUCAACAUCUGGAGUAUCUCAGGUUACUCACCCCUCUUCUAAAGGAUGGCUAGGUACACUUUAGGUAUCCUUUGUAACAUAUAUUGACUGGUCCGAACAAUUCUUUAUCUCUUGAAUUGUUGUAUUCUUCCUGUGGUGUUUCCCUUUCCAUAAUUAUUUUGUGCAUUGUAUUUUGAAGCAGUUUAUAUUUUACUCCACAUUAUCAAGAUGCCUCCGUGCCUUUAUUCUUCUGCUCUACAUCCAAACUAUUUGCAACACAAGCUGAGGCAGAACUGAGCUCUUUGUUACACAGAGACUCUGCUUGUGUGAACAUAAGCCUGGCAACAGCUUGUUCAGAUCAUGCUAUGAAUGGUCUCUUGAGAAGCCCAUAAAAGAAUUAAAACAUAUCACCUGAGAAAUGUGAUAUUGAUAAUUUUCCAUGCCCUGCUUGAGCUUCUGUUUGCAUUCACCACAGCAAUGGCACUUCUGAAGUGCUGAAUCCUCUCAGCAUUCAGAGAGCAAAGUGAUUGAGUGGCUGAGGAAAAAUAAGCUCCAUUGAUUCCCCAUGGAAGAUAAUGAUUGGAUGAUUGGUUUCUUUAACACAGAAAAGCACUGACAUUUAAAACUGCUCUAUUUUCGGGGGUUUUGAUGGUAAUUAUUUCAAAGGCAAAUUGUAAUUUUUGCUUUCCUGCUGUGCCUGCAGCUUGAUGUCAUUUUGCACAGGUGAAUUUUACUCUUAGAACUGAGACACAAAGUCAAAGCCAGUGGGGCUUUACACUUUCAACAGAACAAGAAGAAAAACCUCAGACAUUCAGCAGCUGCUCCUGAAAACUAUAUUUUAAAAGUAUAAGAAGACUGUUGAGAUCAGUCACAUCAUGAACCAAGCACACGAGGAAGUCUCAGGACACAACUUGGAACAGUACGGAUGUCUAAGAAGACUGUUUCCCUAGCUGAGUAACUUUGCAUCUCUUUAAGCUAUAAAAUGCAUGGACAUUAUGGUGACCAGCUAACGAAGGCAAAGUUGGAGAAAUGAUGGGCUGUUAUUCUGUCAGAACCUUAUUUUUUUAACAGAGUUUUUGAAAUCGCAGAGACAGACGAUGACAAUCAAUACCGAUCAAUUGGAUGUUCCAGCCAUGGAAGACAACUCAAGUUUUUGGGACAGUUUGAUAUAUGCACACCCAAUCUGUGUCAACUGGAAGUCGGAAGCAGAAGGAUCGAUCUAUCAUUUGGCCAGCAUCUUGUUUGUUGUUGGCUACAUGGGUGGAAGUGGCAUUUUCGGCCUGCUCUACGUCUUCUUUUUGCUUGGACUAGGUUUUCUCUGCUCGUCCGUCUGGUCAUGGCUGGAUGUCUGUGCAGCUGACAUUUUCUCUUGGAAUUUUAUACUGUUUGUGAUAUGCUUUGUACAGUUCAUUUAUGUGGCCUACCAAGUCCGGAGUGUUGCCUUUGACAAAGAAUUCCAGGAGCUUUACCUUGCUAUGUUCCGGCCCCUGGGGAUUUCAAUGACCAUUUUUAGAAAGAUCAUCCUGUGCUGUGAUGAAGAAGUAGUUACACUGGAGAAGGAGCACUGUUAUGCCAUGCAAGGCAAAACACCAAUUGAUAAGCUCUCCUUGCUUCUGUCAGGAAGGAUCAGAGUGACAGUGGAUGGGGAAUUUCUGCAUUAUAUUUUCCCCCUCCAGUUUCUGGAUUCGCCUGAAUGGGAUUCACUAAGACCCACAGAAGAAGGCAUUUUUCAGGUAACCCUCACAGCAGAAACAGACUGUCGAUAUGUGGCCUGGAGGAGGAAAAAAAUGUAUUUACUCUUUGCUAAACACCGAUUCAUCUCACGGAUAUUUUCGAUUCUGAUUGGGAAUGACAUUGCCGAUAAGCUCUAUGCUCUGAAUGACAGAGUGAACCUGGGGAAAGGAUUCCGAUGUGACAUCCGCUUACCAAACUUCUAUCAUGUGUCCAUUCCAGAGGCACCCAAAAUGCAACCUGUAAACCAGAUUCAGCACAGCUCAAGACAACAUUAACCAAUAUUGUAAAAUGUGACUGUGUUUCAGCAUGAUGCAUUUUGCCUUCAUUGCACCUGGAAUGAACUGUGGCAGUUUCAUAAAAAAACAAAUGGAAGAUUCUCAUUAAGGCAACUUUAAAAUAAAAAGCGAUUUUUUUUCCAGUGGAAAGGAAGAGAAAAAACUAGCUCAGCUCCUUUCACCGUGUCUAAGCUAGCAGGAUGCCAUCUUGACUGAUCGUGCGUUAUGAUUAGUUUCUGUUUACUCCUUCUGCUCAUCUUACUAUGUUGCGGGGGAUGGGGGCGCAGAUAUAAAUUAUUAUGGGAUAAAGCUUUGUUGUAAUUGUGGUGCCUCGGAUAUUGUGGUCUCAAAAAUGACAUUUGCACAGA
Messenger RNA from Podarcis muralis (Common wall lizard), 2841 nucleotides. The record is from RefSeq and is a predicted model, not a curated record. Lineage: Eukaryota; Metazoa; Chordata; Lepidosauria; Squamata; Lacertidae.